Molecule: messenger RNA, 1455 nt
Organism: Fusarium oxysporum Fo47
Lineage: Eukaryota; Fungi; Ascomycota; Sordariomycetes; Hypocreales; Nectriaceae
Product: fungal specific transcription factor domain-containing protein
Exons: 4
Coding region: 1-1455 (484 amino acids)
Biological process (GO): DNA-templated transcription
Cellular component (GO): nucleus
Molecular function (GO): zinc ion binding; DNA binding
Source: RefSeq, a predicted model, not a curated record
AUGUCGCCUGAACAUGCCAACCCAAACCUGAGAACCUCUACCAAGGGCUUGAUGGGUGAAGGUCGCACAACUCCUGCUACGGAACUAGACAUGCACCGAACACCCAACUUCCCGUACUCAUACUUUCUGGAUUCCAAUUUAUUCCAGCCAAUAUCGAGAGACAUAUUGACAAUACAUGACGGCCCGUUUUUUAUCGAGCAGCAACGACGCUUUGCGGCUGCUGGUACAUUCGACUCUUUGAUAGAUCACUACGAGACUACCAUCCACCUGUGGCUGCCCAUGCUCAGCAUCAAGCGCCUAAGGCAAAACGCAAAAGCUCUUGGAGGCUCAACUCGGGGCGUUGUUGAUGUUCUAGUCUUCUUGGCCCUUGAGGCUCUUGUUAGUCAGAGUGACGAGCCUACCAUAUUGCCGCAAAGUAACCCUUCAUAUUUAAAGGCAAAGCAUGGCAGCUUUAUCGCUGAGAGUGGGGGAACCAUCAACAUCCAACUGAUACAGACUAUUGCCUUGGUAGCCUUGUACGAACUUGGCCAUCGUAUCUACCCUGCCGCGUAUUUAACAAUAGGACAAGCUGUUCGACUAGCUACCAUGGUUGGACUGCACAGCCAAAAGGAUGCGAAACAACUCUUUGUGGAACCUGAAACUUGGACAUUAUGCGAAGAGCAGAGACGGACUUGGUGGGCGAUUGUAAUGCUUGACAGAGUUGUCGUUGCAGGCUCCCCCCAACUUCUCAUGGCUGCUCCAGAUCCGAACACGAAUGAUCUUCUUCCCUGCAACGACGAUGACUGGACGAAUGGACGAAUAGGUUUCAAUGAAGCACUAUUUACGCGCAACUUCCACUCGCCCUCGUCUGUGGGACAAUUUGCUAGAGUAUGCCAAGCGGUCCAUAUGUUUGGCAAAGUUCUUCGUCACAUAAAAUCGAGAGAAAAAGACACCGACCCAGUCGAACUUACUGCCGAGGCCUUGCAGCUGCACAUCGUCUUGACAGCGUUAGAUCAGGGCAUCAUGAGCAGUGACUGUGACAUCAUGACGACACCUGGGAGCCUGCAUUCCGCAUUAUCACUGUGUAGCUUAGCUCGAUUGCUACUAUACAAUGAAUAUGCAUGCAACGAGCCUAGCUUCAGCACGGCACGCGAGAGACUGGCUGCAGAGGUUCAGUUGCAACAGAUAUCUCUGGCGAGCAUCCAAGACAUCGUAUCCAAGACAAUACCGCAGAUGGCGAGGCAAAUAGUGUCGGCAAGUCAACAACAAUCCAAGGGACCAAGACAUUCGCCCAUCUUGGCCGGCUGCCUGUAUCACGCAGCGACAGAAUGCGCAUGGUUCGUCAAGGAGAACAAUGAUGCGGAGAUGGUGGCUGGUUUGGAAGCCAUCACGCAUGCACUCGAAGUUCUAAAAUCCGAGUGGUCUGUUUGCAAUGAAUAUCUCACCUACCUGCAAGGCAACAGCCCUCAAAACUGA